UGAACUCGCCGGCUAUAUCAUCUAUGUAUAUGUAUAUAUUUGUCUCUUUCAAUCCAAAAAAAAAAAAAAACACGGCAUUUCGAACAUAGUCGGCCAUGUCCAAUUCCAUAACAAGAAGUUAAAAAAGGACUCUCUCUUUCUCUCUAACUAACCAGAGACAGAGAGCUACCAUUUAUGCAACAGAGAAACCCAACAAGAAACAGAGUCAAAGACAUUAUGUUCUCUGUCAAAUCACCCUCUUUUCUUCUUCUACCAGUCUUCCUCACAUUCUCUUCAACCUUCUUUUAUUCAUACUCUGAUGGAGCUUCUCAGAAUCUUCACCUUCAAACCAUUCACAUUUCAGGAAUAGCCAAUGAGAGUGAAUAUGGAGUGGUUUCGUGGGGAACGAGGAGGUCUGUUCUUGAGGGACCAUCUUUGAUUUUGGCUGCUGAGAGAACGCACAGGAAAGAUCCAUUUGAUAAUUUCAAGUACUACACUGGUGGAUGGAAUAUUAGUGAUCAUCAUUAUUUCUAUUCUGUGGCUUUUACUGGUGCUCCCCUCUUUGUUAUUGCUGCAAUCUGGUUUGUGGGAUUUGGCCUCUCUCUGCUCCUCCUCUGUCUCUGUUGUUGCUGCUGCCAACGUCGAUACUAUGGCUAUUCUCGAACAGCUUAUGCGCUCUCUCUCAUUUUUCUGACGUUGUUCACCAUUGCUGCAGUAAUUGGAUGCGUUGUUUUGUAUACUGGACAAGGGAAGUUCCAUACUAGCACAUCGAAUACAUUGGACUAUGUCGUGUGGCAAGCUAACACCACUGUUGAGAGUCUUGGGAGUGUAUUGGAUUAUCUUGAAGCAGCUAAGCAUAUCAGAGUGGAUCAACUUUUUUUGCCUCCUGAUGUUCAAAACAACAUCAACAAGGUUGAAACUGACAUCAAUACUGCUGCUACAACUCUUGAACAUGAGGCAAGGAGGAACCAGAAGGAUAUACAGAGCGUUCUGAACUCCGUGAGGCUGGCUCUCAUCAUAAUUGCUGCUGUAAUGCUUCUCUUGGCUUUGCUCGGUUUCUUAUUCUCGGUUCUUGGCUUGCAGUUUUUUGUAUACAUUUUGGUGAUGAUCGGGUGGAUUCUCGUUGCUGGCACCUUUAUCUUGUGUGGUGUGUUUCUCGUGCUUCAUAAUGUGAUGGGGGACGCAUGUGUUGCGAUGGACGAGUGGGUCCAAAACCCCACGGCUCAUACAGCUUUAGAUGAUAUUCUCCCAUGUAUGGAUAAUGCAACUGCCCAAGAAACCUUGUCUGAAAGCAAAGAAGUUAUAUUUCAACUGGCUGCCAUAGUUAAUCAGAUCAUCACCAAUGUGUCCAACAAUAAUGUACCCCCACCCCCACCCUUUGCUCGACCCCCUCUUUAUUACAAUCAAUCUGGACCUCUUGUGCCUGUCUUAUGUAACCCAUAUAAUCCUGACAAGUCUGACCGGAAAUGUGCAGCCGGUGAAGUUGAUUUCAGCAAUGCAACACAGGUUUGGAAGAAUUACGAGUGCCAAGUGUCAAAGAACAAUACUUGCAUCACCGUGGGGCGCUUGACCCCCGACAUGUACACGCAGAUGACUAAUGCAGUCAAUGUGAGCUAUGGUCUGUAUCAUUAUAGUCCAUUCCUUAUCAGUCUACUAGAUUGCAGUUUCGUUCGCGAAACAUUCACUGCCAUAAGCGACGAUCAUUGUCCUGAUUUGAGGCAAUACAGCAAGUGGAUCUAUAUUGGAUUGGCCAUGGUAUCGGCUGCAGUGAUGCUUUCUUUGGUCUUCUGGAUACUUUAUGAGAGAGAGAGACGACACCGGAAAUAUACCAAACUUGCCAAAGCUGCAGCUGCUGAAGAUUCUUUCCAACAGAAAAGGCCAUGA
Molecule: messenger RNA, 1863 nt
Organism: Camellia sinensis
Lineage: Eukaryota; Viridiplantae; Streptophyta; Magnoliopsida; Ericales; Theaceae
Source: RefSeq, a predicted model, not a curated record